AUGAUACAGAUAUCGAGGUUAAGGUGGAUAAAGAAGGAGGUGACUCCAUUAAUGCUGCGACUACUCCAGCCUCCCCUUCUCUUACAAAGAUAUAGCGAAAAAUGCAACCGAAAUAGGAGACCGGGCAGCGUAGAGAAGAAAUAUGGGGAAAGUUCAACCACUGAGCUCCUGCAGCAUGCUGCAAAAAAGGUUGCCUACUUGUUCGUCAAUCAUUCUUCGACAAUAAUCCGAGGAAUUUCACUGACGUUGGAGGAGGAGUUCUUGGUUGUCAAGGAUUCCACUCGAGCUUCUGAACCUCUCAGGGAGGCUUGUCUUUGA
Messenger RNA from Fraxinus pennsylvanica, 318 nucleotides. NCBI's taxonomy places the organism in Eukaryota, Viridiplantae, Streptophyta, Magnoliopsida, Lamiales, Oleaceae. The record is from the annotation of a GenBank genome assembly.